Guyanagaster necrorhizus is the source of this 1274-nucleotide messenger RNA. RefSeq names its product ribonuclease III. The coding region runs from base 154 to 1083 and encodes 309 amino acids. Lineage: Eukaryota; Fungi; Basidiomycota; Agaricomycetes; Agaricales; Physalacriaceae. The transcript has 6 exons. Gene Ontology annotation, molecular function: ribonuclease III activity. The record is from RefSeq and is a predicted model, not a curated record. Gene Ontology annotation, biological process: RNA processing.
ACCAUUUCUACUCAGCGUAGCGCUAUUUCAGACGGAGAAUCUGAGCGAACGAAACAGCAUGACAUCGCCUUGGAUGCCUUAAAAGGCUGAUCUGACCUUCAAAUUGUCGCUAUCUCUGUUUCAUCGCUCCCUCCACGGUCUUUAGUACUAGCGAUGGCGCUCAAACCAGAUUUGGGACCGCACGAUUCCCUACUUCCUCCGCUGCCGGACAUCAAAGACGAUAACAUAAGGAUUCAGGUGUUUACCCACAGGAGCUUUUUUGCACGGCCUGUGCAUAUAUUUGAGGACCACCCAAAUGAUCUCAGCCCUGAUAAUGAAAAACUUGAACAUCUUGGAGAUACGGUCUUGGGGUUGGUGGUGACACGCCUGAUGCUGGACAUGUAUCCUGGGCUGCGGGUUGGUCCCUCGACGAAGAUACGCGCGCUAAUCGUUGGGAACGCCACCUUGGCGGAUAUGUAUGUGAUACCUUUGAUUUCUGACGCCUGCGAUGACGUCUGGCGUAGUUCGCUCAAGUACAAGCUGCCUGACAAACUUCGGUUGCAUCCUGCGCAGGCUCUGACCCUGCGCGCUUCGACGAACGUCCAAGCUGAUGUAUUCGAGUCCUUUGUUGGAGGUCUGUAUGUCGACCAGGGUCUGGAUUGCACCCAGCCUUGGCUGUCUGAGCUCUUCCGGCCGUACGUGGAGCUAGCGUACAACACCGUACGCAUGCAGCACGGCCUGCCUUCAGCAUGCGCCCCGCCUUCCCCCCCUCCGGCACACAAUCAAUUCCCGGCCCGCCAGCCCCUCGGGCAUACUGAUCUCAAUGUCACUGAGACGACUGUCGGUCAUCUCGGGCUGUUCAACCAGCACCUCCAGAAAGCCAACCAGCAAGUAGAGUGGAUCUAUUCCACCCAUAACCCCGAUUCAGAUGACGGGGAGGAGGUCGACACAGAGAUGUUGAAGGGAAUCAAGACCACGCCUGUGUGGUAUGUCAAGGUCGUUGUUGAUGGGGAGCACUUUGGGAAGGGCAAGGGGAACACGAAGAAGGCGGCGAGGAACGAGGCGGCCAAGGAGGGCUUGAAGAAGUUGGGUAUCAACGUUUAGUGAGUUGCCCUUUUGAUUUUGCAUAGUUUCUCCAGACUGGGGCUGGACAUCGUGGGCUAGCUGCAGUGUGAAGAGACUGUGGGUAGGGAGAUCGGUCAUACAUCCAAGUGGGUAUCUAGUACAACAUUGGAGGGAGUGGGGUAAAUGGGUUAUCGUUGCGAAGAAGUGGGUCAGAUGAUUGCCGUGGGGUA